This is a messenger RNA of [Torrubiella] hemipterigena, 1002 nucleotides long. Lineage: Eukaryota; Fungi; Ascomycota; Sordariomycetes; Hypocreales; Clavicipitaceae. The record is from the annotation of a GenBank genome assembly.
AUGCCUACCUUUACCGUCUUCCGUGGCUCUGAGAGCGGCGCCCCCGUCAAGAGCACAACAACCAAGCCCGAUGAGCUCGCUGGCGAUCUCGUCUAUGUCAAGGUCACCGCCUCGGGUGUCUGCGGCACUGAUCUGCACUACCGUAAGAGAGAUGUCGUACUGGGUCACGAAGGUGUUGGUGUCGUCGAGGCUGUUGGCCCCGAAGUCAAGCAUCUGAAGAAGGGUGAUCGUGUUGGUUGGGGUUAUGAGACCGACAGCUGCGGACAGUGCACCCAGUGCCUCGGUGCCGAUGAGAUCUACUGCCCCGAGCGUGCCAUCUACGGCGGCGACAUGAGCAAAGACCAGGGCAGCUUUGCUACGGGCGCUGUCUGGCGCGAAGCUUUCCUGCACCAGAUCCCCGACAACUUGUCCGAUGAAGCUGCUGCUCCUCUGCAGUGCGGCGGUGCGACUGUAUACACGGCGUUGCUUGGAGCCAAGCCUACCGACACCGUCGGCAUCAUGGGUGUUGGCGGCCUGGGCCAUUUGGCCAUUCAGUUCGCCGCCAAGAUGGGCUGCCGCGUAGUAGUGCUCUCCGGAUCCGACAGAAAGAAGGAUGAGGCGACCAAGCUGGGAGCUCACGAGUUUGUUGCUAUGAGCGGCAUGACGGCCGAAAAGGCGGCUCAGGUCACUCCCAUUGACAGACUUGUCGUUACCAUGUCUGGCCAGCCCGACUGGUCGACCGUUGUGCCGAUGCUCACUCCUCGCGCUCGCAUCUAUCCCCUAGGCGUGUCCUUUGACGACUUUUCGAUCCCGUACAUGGCUCUUAUUCAGAAGGGCAUCAUUAUCCAGGGCUCUUUGGUUGCUACCCGCGCUGUGCACCGCGAGAUGCUUGCCUUUGCUGCCUUCCACCAAAUUCUGCCUGUUAUGGAGAAAUUCCCUAUGACCGAGCAGGGUAUCCAAGACGCAUUGGACAACUUGGAUAAGGGCAAAGUGCACUACAGAGCCGUGCUGAUCCCUGCUUAG